ACCGGAGAGCUGCGGCGGGGCACCCUCAGCCUGCGGGCGCCCCUCAGCCUGAGCGCCUCCCCGCGCGCCCCCGGCAUGGAGCCGGGCGGGCUGGAGUGGCUGCUGGUGCCCAUGCAGCAGCUGGUGUCGUGGGGCGCCGCGGGGGCCAUGGUGUUCGGCGGCGUCGUGCCCUACAUCCCCCAGUACCGGGACAUUCGGCGCACCCAGAACGCCGACGGCUUCUCCAGCUACGUCUGCCUGGUGCUGCUGGUCGCAAACAUUCUGCGGAUACUUUUUUGGUUUGGAAGGCGUUUUGAAUCCCCUCUUUUGUGGCAGAGCAUUAUCAUGAUCAUUACAAUGUUACUGAUGCUGAAACUGUGCACUGAAGUUCGUGUGUCCAAUGAGUUGAACGUGAAGCGCCGCUCUUUUGCAGCUGCAGAUAGUAAGGAUGAAGAAAUCAAAGCACCUCCCAAGAGAUCCUAUCUGGAUUUUGACUUGAACUACUUUUGGCAUUGGAGCAAGUUUACAGACUACGUGCAGUGCGUCCUCACCUUCACUGGUGUGACUGGUUACAUCACUUACCUGUGGCUGGACUCUUCCCUGUUUGUGGAAACGCUGGGCUUCCUUGCUGUGUUCACCGAGGCCAUGCUGGGCGUGCCCCAGCUAUACCGCAACUACCAGAACAGAUCGACAGAAGGAAUGAGCAUCAAGAUGGUGCUGAUGUGGACCAGUGGGGACACGUUCAAGACUGUUUACUUCAUCCUGAAUCAGGCCCCUUUCCAGUUCUCCAUCUGUGGACUCCUGCAGGUAUUUGUGGACAUCGCUAUCCUGUUGCAGGUUUACUUGUACAGCCACUACCCUCAGAAGCCUGUGUCCCACACUGCACACCCAGCCAGCACCAAGGCCCUGUGAGCAACUUGGCUGGGCAGGUCGCAGGUCAGCAGAGUCAGCCAUGGCAUCUCUUCUUCCACUUGUAAAUACUCCUGUGUUGCCAAGUUGAAAGCAGAAAUGAGAACAAGGAUGGAAAAUACGGCUGCAUGUCCAACUGGGGAGGUUCUGUGUUAAAUAACCUGCUCUGUUUUCAGACUUAGCUGUACAGAACUGUUUCUUGGUGGGGGGAGGGGCACUUUAUUUUUGCAUACGUACCUAUGAGCCUUAUUAAUUCACAAAUGUUUGUAUAUUUAAUCACAAGGGCUGGAUGGUUUGUGUUUUUAAUGCUAUUUAAAAAUGUUACACCACAAAAAUUAUAGGAUAUUUUGUCUGAAACUUCUACCUAUUUAUAAAAUAUAAAGUCUGUAUAUUGAUGGGAAGUUUGUGGCAUAUACUAGCAUUCAGUAUCUCCGUGAUGGAGGAAGAAGUAUUGAAGAGCAAAUCCAGGAGCUUUCUCUUUUCUCUGUAAGGGUGUCUGGUGAGAAAAGGUGGGGGUGGGAGGCCCUGCAAAGACAUGAGCAACUAGAAAUGAGCUGGCCACAGAGGCUGUAAAGCUAAAGAGUGAGCAGGUGUUCAUCCCCCCUGCAGGAGGACACAUGGAGGAGAGAUGAUGGAGGGGGUCUGAUGGUGCUGGAGUCACAUUGAGAGCUGGCACAGCAGUCAAGCAUCCAGGCAAAAGGAGGAGACUUCAGGGAACUUAGUCGUGCUUUGAAACCAUGGGAUGUGGGAAUAGCCUGCCCUGCACUUGGAGAGCAGCACUGCCCCUGCAGCUGUGCACAGGACAGAGCUGUGCUGUAGGGUGUGGUGUCUGUUCCAAACCAAGGGGCCAGCAGACAGGUGUUGCCAGUAUUGCCAGGCAAGUAUUUCUAGAUGGUGAUUGAGCCACAGAGAUAGAAGCAGGUCCAUUUUUAUUGGCUCAGAAAUGAAGAAGUUUAAGACAGAGAAAAGUAGGACCAGCAUCUGACAGCUUGAUUUGUUGAGGCUGAGAUUCGUAUUCAUGUUGUUCAAUGCCAAACAAGAACCAGGUUAUGUUUUGAGGUGUUUCCUGCAUUGGCCCAACAAGGAAGGAGUCCAUGUUUCCCUUUUACUGUUAUGAAUUUUAGGCUUUUACAAAAGAGAUUCUUCUCUUUUAGAUGAAUCAGCAGCCUGUACUGAGAGGGACUGAGAAAGCCGAAAGAGCAGAGUUUAUGUUUUCUUUAAAGGCUAUUAGCCAGCAUAGGUCAUUGUGCUCUGUCUGUGACAUGCAGCUGCUGGUGGUGUGGACCCCUGGGGACUGUGACCAAGCCCUGGGCUCCUGUUGUGACACUGCUGUCAUGAUACUGCCCCUGGUGAUGUGAGGAGAUUGUAGCAAGGUCCUUGGUCCCAGGAGUGGCUAUGCCUGUGCUGCUUCCUUCAUGAGGCUUCCUCUGCUGGGUGAGUCCCGUCUGGCCACAGGCAAGGUGUUGGACAGAAUUUUCAGGAUAAUUUUUUCUGUAAGAAUAGCCCAAGAGAUUGUUUUCUUAGCAGCAGCAAGUCUGAGGUUUGAUAACUUCAGUGUGUAAAUCAGUUACUUCCCCUACUGCGCUUUCUUUGGGAACCUCACAAUUUGAGUCUGGACUGUCUUCAUUGGUGGCAAACUGUCCAGUGGAGGGGAAUCACACUGUGCCCAGGCACUGACUUCACGCUCUUUGUUCAAUACCAUACUCUUCUAGGCCUGAAGUGACCUUACAAAGACAAUGUACUCAGCAUGGCAGACUAUGAAUGUUUUGUUCCUCUCUUUUCUCCAGUGUUCUGGUUGUGUUACAAGAACAUCUGGGCUUUUGUCUUUUUUAAUUGAAAAACUUUACAACUGGCUUCUCCGGUAUGCUGCUUUAAUGAGGAUUGUAUUUCUACUGUUUGAAAACAAACACUUUCUUGUGUGUUUUAAUGGUCUGAAGGUUUUU
Molecule: messenger RNA, 2831 nt
Organism: Catharus ustulatus (Swainson's thrush)
Lineage: Eukaryota; Metazoa; Chordata; Aves; Passeriformes; Turdidae
Gene: SLC66A2
Product: solute carrier family 66 member 2
Exons: 5
Coding region: 76-891 (271 amino acids)
Biological process (GO): retrograde transport, endosome to Golgi; phospholipid translocation
Cellular component (GO): trans-Golgi network; endosome
Source: RefSeq, a predicted model, not a curated record